Messenger RNA from Rhodotorula toruloides NP11, 570 nucleotides. RefSeq lists its product as uncharacterized. The transcript has 2 exons. The record is from RefSeq and is a predicted model, not a curated record. Lineage: Eukaryota; Fungi; Basidiomycota; Microbotryomycetes; Sporidiobolales; Sporidiobolaceae. Bases 1 to 570 code for a protein of 189 amino acids.
AUGCCCUCUACGGCGUCCACGCCGUCUCUCGAUCCUGCUCCUGCCGCUUCGCCCUCUGACGAGCGGAUCCCUCUUUCCUCCGUUCCCGACUUGACAAAGCUCUUUGCGCCGCUCAUCCAGGAGGCUAUCGAGCUCGAGCUCGAUGGAGAAGAAGCGUCCAGCGCCUACUAUGACGAGUUUGAGCAGCUGUACUGGAUGUACUCGGGAUGGGACGAGGAGCGGGAAGACUUUGAGCGCAAGUGGGAUCCGCUGAUGGACUGGGUGCGCGACUACAGCCAGAGGCGCUUUGUGGCUAUGAGAUCUAUGGACCGGGACGCGCAGAAGGGAUUGAUGAAGGAGUCUGCCGACCUCGCGCCAAAGUUCGCGCUCAUGAACGGUCGACCAAGAGGACCCGCAGGCCUCGCCAUCCUCCGUAAACGGCACUUUGCUCGACACCCGGUGCUCGAUCCGGCGCAGAGACUUGUUUCGCUGCCCAGCUUGAACAGCCGACGCAAGCCGUGGAAUGGACUCGCAGAAUCAGUCAAGGGCGCCAUUCACGGGCUUCUAGGACGACCGGUACUUGGCAUCUGA